AUGUUCACCAAGGCCGUCUUCACGAGCGCUCUUCUCUCCGCCGUCUCGGCUCACCAGAACCUCCACCAGCUUUGGGUCAACGAUGUCACGCCCGGAUACCAGGUCGGCAUCCGGAUGCCACCCUCCAACAGCCCCGUAGUCGAUUUGACGAGCAACGACAUGGCCUGCAACGUUGGCGGCUCCAAGGUUCCAUCUGGUGUCAAGACAAUCGAGGCCAACGAGGGUGACAAGAUCAAGGUCCAGUGGGAUAACUCUGGGCACCCGGGACCGAUCACUCACAUGCUUUAUGGUCCCGUCGAUGAUGCUUCGCAAGCCACUGGUGUUGGUGCCGGAUGGUUCAAGAUUGACGAGAUGGACUUUGUUGAUGGAAAGUGGGCUUCUGAGAUCAUGCAAGCAGCCAACAUGACGCACGAAUUCCCUCUUCCCACUGGCCUUGCCAGCGGCGAGUAUCUGCUCCGUUCAGAGAUGCUGGCACUCCACUCUUCUCAGACAAAGGGUGGCGCGCAAUUCUACAUUGGCUGCAUGCAACUGAAGAUCAAGGGCACCGGCAGCAAGGGCUCAUGCACACCUACCAUCUCGCUUCCCGGCGCCUACAAGGCUGACGAUGCUGAUAUCUACAUCCCCAACUACUACAACGGAUACGUUGCUACCGGCUACAAGGCUCCCGGUGGUGCUGUUGCUACUUGCGGUGGUGCUGGUGGCGCUGCUCCCGUUGCUCCUCCCGCCUCCAACUCAACUGAGCCUGCUCCCUCUUCGAUUGCCGACGAGGCUGCUGCCCCUACUCUGGCGCCCACCGUCCCUUCUGGCAAUGAUACUCUUCCAUCGGCCCCGGCUGUCCCCAGCACGUUUGCCACCCUCCCCAGCCCAUCUGCUGGUGUUACAGCUCCCGCUGAUGCCGUCCCCACUGGCUCUGUGGGAACUGCUAAGCUCUACUACCAGUGCGGCGGUAUCAACUACAAUGGUCCCACUGAAUGCGAGGGCACCGCCAAGUGUGUCAAGCAGAAUGACUUCUACUCGCAGUGCAUCAACUAG
Molecule: messenger RNA, 1032 nt
Organism: Bipolaris oryzae ATCC 44560
Lineage: Eukaryota; Fungi; Ascomycota; Dothideomycetes; Pleosporales; Pleosporaceae
Product: carbohydrate-binding module family 1 protein
Exons: 2
Coding region: 1-1032 (343 amino acids)
Biological process (GO): carbohydrate metabolic process
Cellular component (GO): extracellular region
Molecular function (GO): cellulose binding
Source: RefSeq, a predicted model, not a curated record